Molecule: messenger RNA, 2179 nt
Organism: Zerene cesonia (dogface butterfly)
Lineage: Eukaryota; Metazoa; Arthropoda; Insecta; Lepidoptera; Pieridae
Gene: tadr
Exons: 12
Coding region: 167-2179 (670 amino acids)
Biological process (GO): amino acid transport
Cellular component (GO): plasma membrane
Molecular function (GO): amino acid transmembrane transporter activity
Source: RefSeq, a predicted model, not a curated record
UAUUUACUAGUUUUCUCUACAAAUUCGCCAAUUACACACAUAAUACAAUUUAACAAUACAGUAUCUGUGUACCCUGUUUUCAUAAAAAUGUAGCUUUUAUGUAAGUGAUAAAAACAUCAAGAGAAUCAUUCAUUUUCCUGAAAAGCUGUAAUCAUGUAUUCCAGAAAUGACCAGUGAACAGCGCGAAGCCAGCUCAAUGAUGAGCAGGUUUAAGGUAUUCUGUGGUGGGGAGGCCUGUGGGGCAAGAUGGACCCUGGGGGCAUUGCUCUUAGCUCCGCUAACAGCUGCGAACUCCAGUUAUUGCGCUAUACCUGCUGUGAUAUUGGUGGCUGUCUUCAUUACCUUUGCCACAUUAACAAACAGAGAUUUGAAAAAGAUGUCCGACAUACUCCCGCCCCCAAAAACGUCGAGAGGCAGACGAGAGCGGAACUUCAGAUCUUUCGCCGACUUCAUGGUGAUGUGGAUGUGGUUUCUGUCGCAUUUAGUAGCUGUUGCUGUUUGCGCGAGGAUACUGAGUGCUACAGCUGAUCACGUGACUGGAGGACGAACCAGGAGAUGGCUUUUCGGCUACGAGACGCGGUCUCUGGGUGAACCAUGGCCUGAUGUAUUGGGUGUCACUGUGGUUCUGGUUGUGUGUGCUAUGUUUAUGUGUGGGUUAGAGGAAAGCAUGAUGUUUACAUUUCUGCUAUUAAUCCUUUUGUACAUAUUCAGCCAGUCUUUCACAAUAUUUGGAUUAAUGAAUUUGGAUAUCGCAAAUAUAAAGAUCCCCAUACCUAUCACGGUUUACGAGUUAUUCGCAGCCGGAGCUCCGAUAUCUUACACAUUUUGUAUCGUACAAAAGAAACAUCAGAACGAACAUUUUAAAAAGAAUUUGUUUCUUAUAGUUGGUCUACCAGCUAUUGUUCUUUGUUGUUUAUGUUUUCUGUACACCAAUAUGCUGAAAGGGAUCAGUAUUGAUGCUGCCCUACCAGUCACUACGCUGUUAGAAGCGAGGAUAGCUGGUUGGAUUUGUCCAAUUUUGGCCGCUAUAACAGUAGCCGGAAUAUGUCUUGCUUUGACAGAACUCUGUCCGUUACUCUUCUCAGUGUUAGUACUCCUAGCGUCUCCUGAGUGGAAAGUUCUUACUCGAUCUAUGACAUACGAAAGCACUACAACUGGCAGUCCAGUUCUGGCCGUUUUUACUGCAGGAAGUCUAGCUGCGAUUUUGGCUUUUGCUUGCCCUCUAUCGCAUAUGAUAACGCUGAUGAACGCAAGUCACUUGCUAAGUAUAACAAUCCAAGCACUACAUUUUAUCAUAAUGAGGUGUGUGCCGACUGCGGAACAAAUUGAGGCUGGUGAUGUUGAAUAUAAACGACUUGGUAUCGGUGGCAGAACCAGAAAAGCUUCAGGAAUGAAAAGCAAGCGCAGCCUUUGGUUUAUUCCAUCGGCUAUACGACAUACAAAAACACUGGAAAGCAUCAAGUCUAAAGUUAAUAAAGAAACUGAAGAAAGAGAAUGCCUCUUACUGGACGAAUACAAUGGUUGUCAAAGUGAAGAAAUCGAACAUGCCAGCUCUGGAAGUGGAAUGGCCGAGUUAGCUGAGGCAGAAGUAGUGGAUAUUCCAUCAGAUAUUGAAGCAAGUGCUGGUGAACUGUCCUCUGGAGACGACUCUACGGACAUCGAUGCUGUAGUAAAGGAAUAUAGAGACAGAAUACAAGUUGUAACGUCUAUCCCAGAGUCCAGUAUACCAGCACCACCCAGCGUCCACGGGCAGCGGUGGGCUGCAAUUGGCGCUCUUAUACAAUUAGUAGCUGAUGGAUUUAUAGCAGUUGCCUUCUGCAGUGAAAAAUUUCGGACGCCUAUGUUCUCAACGGGAAUACCACUUUGGUUUUGCGGCACAUUGAUUUGUGCUUGGCAACCCGCUCAUAACGUUGGAGUGAAAACAUUGAACAAGAUUCAAGGCCCAAUUACCAUGUUAAUAUCUCUCUUGCUCUUGACACCCCUACUGCUUGAUUCGUGGCCUGCGAUUAUUCUAUUUGCUGGGGCUGGUGUCGUAAUCUACGCCCGAUGCGAGCGCUGGUGCGGCGACCUGGCCGUGCAGCAGGCGCGCACCACGCUCGAGCGACGCAAGCUGCGGCACGCUGCGCCGCUCGCCGGCGCGAGGCUCACCCACAUAGACACCGUGUAUAUCACUAGGUAA